GUUCCUUAACACAUUAUAAUUGUCUCACAUCCCAAAUCUAAACAAAAUGGCCCCCAAGAGGGACGAGAAGCCCGCGACUCAGGAGGCCGGCGCCGAGGCCCCUGCCAAGGCCGAGGCCAAGCCUAAGGCCGAGAAGGCCGCCAAGAAGGCCAAGAAGGAGCCCUCCAAGAAGGCUGCCAAGGAGCCCAAGGGCGAUGGCGCGAAGAAGGACAAGAAGAAGAAGAAGAGCGCCGUGGAGACCUACAAGCUGUACAUCUACAAGGUGCUCAAGCAGGUGCACCCCGACACUGGCAUCAGCAGCAAGGCCAUGUCCAUCAUGAACAGCUUCAUCAACGACAUCUUUGAGAAGGUGGCCACCGAGGCCUCCAAACUGAGCCGCUACAACAAGAAGCCCACCGUUACCUCCCGCGAGAUCCAGACCGCCGUGCGCCUGGUGUUGCCCGGCGAGCUGGCCAAGCACGCAGUGUCGGAGGGCACCAAGGCCGUGACCAAGUUCACCUCGGGCUAAGCGCGCUCUGGGUCGAUGAUGCAUGGACACAUACCUCAAACAAACUCGGUGUUUCUCAACACCACCUCAUACCGGUACUUGGAAUGGGAUAGGUGGUGGAGGACGGCCGGGGAUCCACUUGACGCACCGGAUGAGGCACCUGCGUGGCGGCAUAAGUCUAUAGGCCUGAUGUCAAAUCAUGAUACCUGGUGGCCUCAUAUAAUUAACACGGCAACAGACAGAAUCGGUUCUGGCCGGUCCGCAGAUGGAUGCCCUCUGGGUCGAUGAUGCCUGGACACAUACCUCAACAAACUCCAUCACCACCCACUUGGCUCGGGGCUGUUGGGGGACCCGGCGCUGACACUGUUUGCAUGCUGCAGGUCCCCUGGUAAACAGGCAGUGCUGCUGAAAGGUGACCGGUAUUACGUCGUGCAGGCCGGUGUGCUGCUUUGUCAAGGCUAAGGCUGCCCAGUGGGCUCCUCCACAUUCAAUUGCGCCCAACACCUCCUGGCAAGGUGUUCCCCAAGAGUUGGUAUCCGCGAUGUACCUGUGAUGCGCUCAUGCAGAGCAUGAGAGAGGGAAAGCCCCAGUUGCAACUGCGUCCUACCGCGGCGGGGCGUGAGCAGGCGGUACACGAUCAGGCAGGCCAUGGGGCACUCGAACACUGCAAAGGCCAGGACAUGCCCGGGACAUGCCCGGGAUGCCCGGGAUGCCCAGGAGCACAAGCCCGACACUGGGUACCCCUGGCAGUAUGGCAGCGUCGUGCGGAAGCUGGGGUUGGUGUCAUGUGUAAGCGGAUAACGGCAUGGUGCAGGCUCAGGACGGUAUAAAUGUAGCAGGGAUUAUAAAUGUAGCAGGGAUGACCAUGUACAAAGGAACAGAAUCCGGAGGUUGAGGGUGGUGUUGAGAAACACCGAAUUUGUUU
Molecule: messenger RNA, 1412 nt
Organism: Chlamydomonas reinhardtii
Lineage: Eukaryota; Viridiplantae; Chlorophyta; Chlorophyceae; Chlamydomonadales; Chlamydomonadaceae
Exons: 1
Coding region: 47-508 (153 amino acids)
Biological process (GO): nucleosome assembly
Cellular component (GO): nucleosome
Molecular function (GO): protein heterodimerization activity; DNA binding; structural constituent of chromatin
Source: RefSeq, a predicted model, not a curated record